GCAAUUUUCUAUCCACAUUCAGAAAGGAAAUUGGUCUGUACGAGGAACAAGACUCUAGACACCCACAGGGUUUUGAUGGUGAUAGCAUCGAAGGAGCCGGCUACAGUCAGGAAUACAAUAAAGUGUUACAGCAUUUGUGUUCAGCACAUUCUUUCCUUUAAUCUGUUAAUUAUUCACUGUUGCAUUUGACACUUAGGCAUCUUAAUGGGUAUGUUUUAGUCAUUGCAUUCAGGGGCUAUACCCGUUAUCUAUGUAUGAGGUUCUACAUUUAGAUCUCUUGUUACUUCCUGAUUGAGUUACUGCUCAACUUGAUUCGAAAAGCCCCACAUGACAAGCGAGGGUGGGUCUAUGGCUCUAUGUUGAAACACUUUCUCACCAUACACAUAUUUAAUUGAAGACCAGAUAUUGUUACAAGGUCCAGCACUGAGAGGAGGUGAUGGGGAUUGAAAAAUUACCGUUGCUUUUUCUUAUUCAUUGCAUUUGGCUUGGAGUGUUGGGAGUUGAUACCUCGUCAUGGACUGCUGAGGUGCCCGGCUCAGUCUCCGGCCUGCAGGGCUCAUGCAUCGUGAUUCCCUGCUCAUUCAACUACCCAGAACCAAAGAUAAAGCCCUCUGAAUUCACUGGCAUCUGGUUCAAAGACACUUCUGAGGUUAUCUACCACCCAGACAGCUCCAACGUCAUCACAGACUACAGGGGUCGUACAAAGUUGGUAGGAAACCUCAGACAGAAGAACUGCUCUCUCAGAAUCGACCCCCUCCAUAGCAGUGACAAAGGACCCUUUACUUUCAGGAUUGAAAUCAAAGACUAUAACAAGGCUUCAUACAAAGAUGACAGAGUCUUCAUUACAGUGAGCGACUCUCCAGACCCCCUCUCUCUGUCAGUGAAGGAGGUGGUGAAGGUGGGGGAGGAGGUAUCUGCCUCCUGCUCUGUGUCUCACUCCUGCCCAUCUGAUCCCCCGCUCAUCACCUGGAGCCACUCUGGAACACCCAGCAUCCAAUCACAGCAGCAGACCAAGGGCCAGUGGGAAGAGACAUCAACCCUGACCUUUAGAUCCAGCAACGCUGAUAACAACCAGCCUCUAGUCUGCACAGCAGCAUACAGGGGAGGGAAGACAGUGAGCAGCUCCAAGACGCUAACUGUCAAAUAUGCCCCAGUGGAUGUGAAGGUUAAGGGAGUGUCCAGUGUGAAGGAAGGAGACUCUGUAGAGCUGAGAUGCUCCAGUGACAGUAACCCUGCUGCCAACAGCUACCAUUGGCACAACAGCAGAGGACCUCUGCCCACCACUGGACCCACACUCACACUGGAGAAUGUGACCAGACUCACUGAAGCCAUCUACUGCACUGCCAUCAAUACAGAGGGACUAGGCGAAUCCAGCCCACUGAAGCUCAACGUAGAGUACUCCCCUGAGAUCAAAGUGGACUCUGCCUGCACUUCAGACAUCUCUAUGGUAACAUGUCUGUGCAUUGUGGAUUCAGAGCCCCCCAGCACUGUGGAGUGGUCUCUUCCAGCAGGACACCUGCCCAGUACCAGGGUGGAGAUGCAUGGGUCAGUUACCGUGGUUACCCUACAGAGGGCACUAGGCUUCUCAGAGACCAUCCACUGCCAUGCCAGCAACACACAGGGCAAUGCCAGCUUGUCCUUCACUGUGUCCACAAAUGAUAAGAUGUCGAUGCUGUACGUUUCAAUUGGUAUUGCUGCAUUAGUGGUGGUGGUAAUACUAGUUCCCAUGUCAGCUUGCCUUUUGACUAAGAAGGGUGGGAGGAGUCAUAGUGACCUGCCAGUAGCCAGUAUACAGGACAUGGAUGCAGCCAAGUGUGCUUCCUCAGAUCCCUCAACAUCAAGGAAAGAGCAGAAAGACACCAGCAGUGAAAUCCUCACAAACUACUACACCAACGAUCAGCUAUAUGGCAACAUGGAGGCUGAAGAAGAUGGCGACCCAUGCGAAUGUGUUGGUGGAGACGAUGCAAUCUAUGGUAACAUUUGAACACAACAAGAAGCAUGUGGGAGUCAGCUGGCUCAGAGGCCAUUGUUCUUAGUCUGUCAAAAGCUCCAGUAAAAUAUUUACAUUUUAACCCAAUGUAGCACAGCAGCCGACUGCUUAUUUCUUAGCUUUAUUGUUAAUAUGGCUAAAGAAUAUAGUACAUUCUUAUUUGUGUUGUGGCUUGUGUUGUGGCUUUCACAAGGCUUUUGUUUGUAUCUAUGGCUUGGGUGAAUCAAAAUGAACCUGAUUUGAAUGGCUAUACAGUUAUAAUUAUUGGGAAGUGUAUAUACAGUAUAUUAUUGUUUUUGUGUUGCUCCUUUCAACUGUAAUCCACUUAUGUGUAACUGACAUUCAGGUCAGCACAGUGCUUCUGUGGUCCCCUUGAAUGUACAGAGAGAUACAGUAUAGUGUCAUUUGUCAAAACAGGCCAUAUUGAGAUAUACUGUAUGUACUUGAGAUGGAGAAUACAACGAUUGUAAAGUAAAGUACCUUGAACAUUUUCUCCAGAUCAGAUUGAAUAUGAACAUGUGUAAAUGUUCAACAACAACAGUGAUCAAAUGAAAAAUAUCUGUGUUUCAUUGCAUUUUAAUAUAGUCUGUAAUGUUUGUUUCUGAAUAUCCCAAUCUACUAGCGAGUUAUUUUUCAUCCUUUAUGUUCUUACUGGGACACGCUGAUCCACAUUGAUCUAAUGUGUGGGAAAAACAAACAUCUAUUGUUAUCAUAAAUCAACUUCAAGUACUCAAAGAAGGUAAAUGUCAAGCAGAAGUAAUUGAUAGUCACCAAUGAGCUGCUGUCUCCACUUGUCUUCCUCUUCUCAGGGGUCUUCACUGGUUAUCACAGCCACAAAGUCAUAAACCCCACCUAUAUCUACAAAUUAUCUCAUUCACAUCUGCUUUUAAACCCAACUCUAACCUUAAAUUAAAAACAAAACACAUUUUUGUUUUCAUAGAUUAUAAGGAUAUAGUCCGUUGACAUUGGGGCUGUGUUAUCUAGUUGAAACUCUUCACAGGUCGUCGUGGCCUCUGUAAAUCAACACAUCUCCUCCUGUUGGUUCAUAGAAGGUAUUACAUCAUAUGUUUACGUGAAAUGGAUUGAGGAUUGAUGAGCAAGAGAAGUAGAGGACUAAAAUGUGAACAAACUUAAUUAAUGCACUACCAGUUCUGUCUGGUCUGCUCUAGAUUCACAUCAAAGAUUAUCAUGACGAUUUUGUUGUAGAUUUGGAUCACAAUAAAUUGUGUUGCAGUAAAAGCCCAUCUAGAGAAUCUAUCCCAAAGUGAUCCCCUAUAAAGUUAUUUUUCUCUGAGUACAAACAGUCUAAACCAUCUACCAUAUAAAUGAUACACAAGGGGAAUGUUGCUUAUUUUUUAUUUUACAAUACAUUCUGGAACUUUGAGGGUUUAUGACACAGCCCCACUAGGAUCUCUAUGGCGACUCUGAUCCAACCAUUAAUACAUACAUUGCUAUGCUAAGUUCAAUAUGUAGCUAGAUGUAGAAGGCAAAUGUUAACUAGGUAACGUGUCCCAUGAAUGGAAGUUAGGCCAGCAAGCAAGCAUUUUAGCCAGGUAGCCUAGGACAACAAAAUAAAGUGUGUACUGUAUGACAGAGUGAUAGAUUGUUUCGUCAACAUGAAAGAGAG
Messenger RNA from Oncorhynchus mykiss (rainbow trout), 3617 nucleotides. RefSeq names its product B-cell receptor CD22. Lineage: Eukaryota; Metazoa; Chordata; Actinopteri; Salmoniformes; Salmonidae. The record is from RefSeq and is a predicted model, not a curated record.